AUGUCAUUAAAGUUUUUAAAUUUAAAAUCAUUUCACCCAGGUAAUAAAAAUAGUCAAAAGAAAUUAUUUAUUGCAGAAGAAAGGGAAAAACAAUUAAAUAAAAGAGAGAAUGAAAGAGCAAAAGAAGUUUUAACAGAACAAGAAUUUAUUAAGAAUAGAGCACUUUUAUCUGGUUCAAAAUUAGAAGCUGAAAGAUCAAAAGUUAGCUUUUUAUAUACACUUCCACCUGGUGCUAUUGAUGAAAAGAAACAACAACAACAACAACAACAACAACAAUUAGAACAACAACAACAACCAAAAAAUGAUAAAGAUUUAAAAGACUUUGAAAAGUUUCCAAUUUUAGCAAAUGCACCAACAGAUGGAGUUAUAUCUAGUGAUAUUAAAUUAGUGCAUAAACCACUUGGUAUAUUAAUUAAUAAUGUAAAAUGUGCACGUUGUCAUAAUUGGGGUCAUAGAUCUGGUGAUCGUGAAUGUCCAUUAAUUGAUUCAAAUCCAAAUGAAUAUAAGAAUUUACAAAUGAAUGAUCCAAUGAGUAGUAAUAAUAAUAAUAAUAAUAAUAAUAAUAAUAAUAAUAAUAAUAAUAAUAAUAAUAAUAAUAAUAAUAAUAAUAAUAAUAAUAAUAAUAAUAAUAAUAAUUAUAAUGAAUAUGAUCAUCAAAAUAAUCAAGAUAAUAGAAAAAGAUUUAGAUUAAAUUCAAGUGCCUCAAGUCCAAAAUCUUAUGGAAGAGAAUCAAACCAUUAUUCAGUAGUAGAAGAUAUUAUUGAUAAUAAUAAUAAUAAUAAUAAUAAUAAGGCUAAUGAAGAAGAGGAUGAUGAUGAAGUUGAAAGAGAAUUUUUGGCAAGCUUAACUAAAAAACAAAGAAAACUCUUACUUAGACAAAUUAAAUUGGAAGAGAAACAAGCAAAGAAAAAAAAGAAAAAAAGAGAGAAAAGAAAAUAUAGUGAUAGCUCCGAUUCUGAUAGUGAUGGAGAUAGAAAGAAAAGACAUAAAUCAUCAUCAUCAAGAAAAAAAGAAAAAAAAAAUUCGAAUCAAGAUUUCAAAGAAAAGUCACAUAAUUAA
Molecule: messenger RNA, 1059 nt
Organism: Dictyostelium discoideum AX4
Lineage: Eukaryota; Evosea; Eumycetozoa; Dictyosteliales; Dictyosteliaceae
Exons: 1
Coding region: 1-1059 (352 amino acids)
Molecular function (GO): transcription corepressor activity
Source: RefSeq, a predicted model, not a curated record